This is a messenger RNA of Rotaria sp. Silwood2, 2601 nucleotides long. The record is from the annotation of a GenBank genome assembly. Lineage: Eukaryota; Metazoa; Rotifera; Eurotatoria; Philodinida; Philodinidae.
AUGCAAACAACAUGGUCAUCAGCAGACUUUUCAAAAAUUAAACUAUUAGGUCUCUUUGAAGAUAUAUCAAACACAUCUGAAUCUGAUGAAAUUUCUAUACAUUCCCGUGCAAUGUUUAAAGCAGCCAUAUUUCUUUCUCAUCAGUAUAACAUGACAAUUGAUGGACAGUUUUUUGGAUGGCAAAUUAUGCAAACCAGUGGUGAUGUAAUGGAUUGUUUUAGUAGUGUUUGUUCAGCAGUAUCAACAGGAAGCAUCGUCGGUAUUGUUGGUCCAGAGUUGUCAAGAGAAGUUCUUGUUAUUGCUCCUUUUGCCAACAGAAUUGGUAUUCCAGUCAUAUCUUAUGCUGCAACCGAUCCUGAGUUAGCUGAUCGAAAGAUAUAUCCUGCAUUUUAUCGUACAGUUCCUUCCGAUGAUACAGCAGCAUUAUCAAUUGCACAACUAUUCAUUAAGUUUAAUUGGACAUCAUGCAUAAUUAUUUAUCAAAAUGAUGCUUUUGGAUUUGGUGCCGUCAAAGCAAUUACACAGGCAUUUAAUAGAUACGGUUUGAAGGUGAGACGAAGUAUUAUAUUUGAUAUUGCCACAUUAGAAAUUCAAGGUAAUUUACAAACAUAUUUAACUAGUUGUUCAUCACGAAUUGUAAUAUCGUGGGCUCAUCCAAAGUAUGUCUCUUUGAUUCUGCAAUCUGCACUUGAUUCUGAUGUACUCGGUCCACUCUUUACAUGGAUAUUAAGUUCAAGUAUUUCGUUGGAUACGUUCAAUCAAAAGUUUCAUGAAAAAUUAAUUGGAAUGUUUACAAUCCAACCCACAUUAGGAGCAUUUUUGGGCAAACCCAUAAACAAAACUUUGUUAAAUGCAGCAUAUCAAAUAUGGCAACAGUACGAACCCGGAUCGUUUCCUGGAUUGACAAAUGUUAAUGACUAUGCAUUAUUUGCAUUUGAUGCGACUUGGUUAUUAAUUCAGUCAUUGCAACAACUUUGUUCAACAAACACAAACAAUGUUUCUUCCUGUAUAUCGAUUGUCAAUUCUUCAUUCUGUUUUGAUAGUCAUUUUAUCAAUUCUAAUUCUUUCUUCAAUAGAAUCAUCGAUACCAAAUUUCUUGGUGUUUCCGGUCCUUUACAGUUUAGUGCAAAUGUAACAAAUCGAAUAAAUGGCUCAUAUUACGUAGUACAAAGUAUUCAAUAUUCUUCAAAUACCGUGGAUUAUGUAUCUGUAUUGGAAUGGUCUGAUGAUACCAGUUGGAUAGACGUGCAACCAUCGAAUAUGAUUGUGUGGCCAGGUAACUCCGUAGUACCUCCUAGUGGUCUUGCAAGACUUGCCAAUGUAAGCCUACGCAUUGGUGUUAUUGAAUCAAUUCCAUUUACAACUAUAUCAAAUGUCAUAGAUGAACAUGGACAAAAUCAAACAACGUUAAUUGGUUAUGUGCCCGACCUUAUUAAUCUUUUACAAAAUAGGAUGGGAUUUGUUUCUCAGAUUAUAUUAGCACCUUCAAAUCAGACUUACGCCGGAUUGGUCGAUGCAGUCGCAAACGGUGUUUAUGAUAUAGUCGUAGGUGAUGUCACAAUUACUGCUGCACGAAGUGAAAUAGUCGAGUUUUCGAAUUCAAUAUUCGAUAAUUCACUUCGUCUCAUUGUACGAACAAACCAAAUGAGUAAUGUAUAUGUACUUGCCUAUUUGAGACCAUUCUCGACUAAUCUUUGGAUAAUGCUCUUAGCUGCCAGCUUCUUUGCUGGUUUAUUUAUGCGUCUAUUGGAACACUCGGAAAACCUAGAAUUACAACAUAGAUCAUUUCUUUCUUCUGUUGCAAUGAGUUGGUGGUAUUCUAUUGGCACAAUUAUGGGAUAUGGUGCAGAUUUUCGCGUUGCGACAGCGGCCGGGCGUUUAUUGACUGUCGGAUUAUAUCUUCUGAGUUUAGUAUUAGUAGCAAGUUAUACUGCCAAUUUAGCAUCUGAUUUAACAAUAGGAAAGUCACAAAAUAUAAUUUCUGGAAUUGAUGAUAUAAAGAAAGGCAAAAUUCCAUAUAAUCGCAUUGGUAUUGCUGUCGGUACGGCUAUGGAAGACUAUUAUGUGAAAGAAAUUUCUGAAGGUAAUAUGAAUUUUCAUGCAUUAAAUAAUGCCCAAGAUAUAUAUCGCAGUCUAUUACUUGGUACUAUUGAUGUGUCUAUUAUGGAUAGUGGUGUUCUAGAAUAUAUGACAAAUAAUAUAUAUUGUAAUUUAACGCUGGUACCUGGAGAUUUCUGUAGCAGCGCAUUCGGAAUUGUGAUUCCGAAAAAUUGGCUAUAUGACCAAGAUUUAAAUGUCAAUAUAUUAUCGUUAAGAGAAUCAGGUGAUCUUGAUAAUUUAAAAGCAAAAUGGUUUCAAACAAGGAAUUGUCCCGACACAUUCGACACAUCAAAGAGUAUGACAAUUGAACAAAUGAGUGGCUUAUUUCUCACAUUUGCACUCAUUUGUGUUCUAUCAGUGUUAUUAUUUGUAUGGACGAACCGCUAUAAUAUAAAACAUUACCUGUUCAAACCAGCAAGUUGCAAUUCUCCAUUAGACAACCAAGGUGUCUCUAAGGUGAGACACACAUCAGAAGCUCUUAUCUGCUCACAGCAUUAUUAA